Messenger RNA from Zingiber officinale, 1308 nucleotides. RefSeq lists its product as uncharacterized. Gene Ontology annotation, cellular component: membrane. The record is from RefSeq and is a predicted model, not a curated record. Bases 1 to 1020 code for a protein of 339 amino acids. Lineage: Eukaryota; Viridiplantae; Streptophyta; Magnoliopsida; Zingiberales; Zingiberaceae. Gene Ontology annotation, molecular function: sugar transmembrane transporter activity. The transcript is spliced from 4 exons. Gene Ontology annotation, biological process: carbohydrate transport.
AUGAGGACGAUCCAAAUGUUCGUGGGCUUGAAUUUGGUACUCUUCGCCUUGAUCGUCGCGGUGACUCAAUUCAUGUUCGACGGCUCGAACCGUGCCACAAUUCUCGGUUGGAUCUGCGUCGCCUUCUCGAUCAGCGUCUACGCGGCCCCAUUGAGCAUCAUCAGGGUUGUGGUGCGCACUCGAAGUGUUGAGUUCAUGCCCAUCGGCAUGUCAUUCUGCUUGACCUUGAGUGCCGCGAUAUGGCUAGGAUACGGAGUCUUCAGCCAUGACAUUUUUGUUACGAUACCGACCGUGAUAGGGUUCUUCUUCGGAGUGGCACAGAUGGUGAUCUACGUGAUUUACAAGAGGAUGGGCUGCGGGCCGAGAGAGGCGGCGGCCGCGGCAGCUGAAGACGGAAGCGGAGAGACCUCCGCAGCUCGAGACUCAGAAUUUGCAGACGCAGUGGAAGAGGACGAUGCUGCCAGCGAGACCAGCAGCUUCAUCGUGCCGGUGGCGUCGAUCCCCAUCUUGACUUCGGAGGUGCUCAUCUUCAUCAAGAAGAAGGACCGGCGUGCGAGGCAGGGGAGGAGUUCGAGGUCCGCCACGCAUGUGGUCGAGGGAUCGGAACCGCCCCGCGCCUCGAGCCUGGACCUGGAGAUGCCGCAGCAGCUGGAGGAGGAGAAGGAUCAGCGCGGCAAGCGAGUGGUCGAGGUGGAGGUGGGCGAGAGCAGCAACACCAAGGAGCCGACGGUGACAGAGCACAUCAGCAAAAUCGCAGAGCACAUCGCGAUGAUCUCCGGGCACAUCGUCAAGCUCGCAGAGAUGAAUCCCACCCCGAACCCCGACGCGCCACUGGAUUCCUCCGCCGCCGCCGCCGCCGCCGCAGAGGAGAAGGACGGAGAAGAAGAUCAGCCUGUAGCCAUGCCGUCGGCGGUCCAUGAGCACGUGAUCAACAUGGAGAAGCUGACUUCUGUCGCAGACACGGAGGCGGCGGCGGAGACUAAGAAAUCGAGUAAAGCAUCUAAGAGAGUGAAAGCGUAGGUUGAGGAAAGAAAGAUCGAAUUAGAUUGAAUGGAAGGUGAGGAACAUGGGAACGAUCCGAUCAUGUACGUCUGCUCUGUUCUGAUUAUCGACAUUGAGUUCCUUGUAUAUAUAUGCAACGAUCUUUUUUUUUUUCUCACGAUAACUUUAUCGCCGCCAUUUUACCAGAGACAGACAUUCAAUUGGGUGCCUAAAUAUGCCCUAGCAAUUGAUCGAUUGUAGCAAUCGAUUUUACUAUUAAUUUUGUUUUAAUUUUAUUAAUUAAAAAUAGUAUUUGAUCGUUGCAAA